AUGAGAUACAGGUAUCGUUUUGCACGAGAAGCAAUACAAUACAUCGUUAACCUUGUUGCGGACGAAAUAACACCACAAACAAAUAGGAACCUUGCCGUCUUAACGGUAAUGCAAGUCCUCGUUGCCUUCAGAUUAUUUGUUUCGGGUUUGUUUCUGCAUGUGAUCGGAGAUACUUUUCUGGGAUUUGAUAAGUCAACUGUCAGCCGAGUAGUUCGUUUGCGACACUAGCCUUGACUGCGAAGUUAGGCGAUUUCGUAAGCUUUCCGUUCACUCGCGCUGAAGGAAACAAGAUUAAGCAAGGUUUGUUUCGAGUUGGUGGUUUUCCUUGUGCCACUGGGUGCAUCGACGGUACCCACGUUAGAAUAAUAGCCCCUCAGGAAAAUGAACCGGACCUCGUGAACCAGAAAGGAUUUCACUCCAUCAAAGUCCAAGAAAUCUGCGACCAUCGAGGUAAGCAAAUAUGUCUAGCUCUGAUUAUUGGUUUAGCAAAGGACAGCAUGUCCGUUUAACCUCACGCUUUUUUGUGCACACUAUCUCAUGUAAAUAACAGGAGUUAUUUUAUCCUAAAUGUGGGCAUGAAAGCCGUAGAAAUUUCGCAUCCAAUGUGUAACGCUAUUCUGUCACGUUAGGAGCAAUGUGCGACAGAUUGUCUAGAGCACAACAUUUGAACAAACGUGUGAUCACGUGAUUCACGCAGCUACAAUUUAUCUUGUAAACAAGUGAAUGAAAUUCAUUAAAAAUGAUCGAAUCUUCGAACUGUGCUAUUACCCGUUUGAUUCUAUAGCUAUCGGGUGUAAUCGAUUUUGUUUUUUGCAAACGGGUAUUGAGUCUUCCAAAGGUGACAUGACAACAAUGAAAAUAUUCUUCGGUGAUCACUAAAUGUUUUCUUUAACAUGGACAUUUUUUUGGUGAACUGCGUUGGUUCAAGUGCUGGAACAAAGCAUAACAAGCAUAACAGCGCAUUCUCUUGUUAAGUAGCAUUGUCAAAUAACGAGUAAUUUGUCGUUGCUCAAAGAUACAGGCUAAGGAAAGUCUUGAAGUUUACCAUAUCAAGAAAAGGAUAAAUUGCUCCGGGUUAGGGUUGUUAAUUGUUGUUAGUUACGAACUGUAGUUCAUUGUUAGCAGCAAUUACGUUCCGAGUACACUAUUUGGACAAAAUGAAUGAGGUGAUCUCGCGAUUACUACUCCAAGGGAAGACUCGUGCAGAAAUACUUUACACCUAAGCUGUAUCAAAAUUUUGCGUCCACAAUGUAAAACAAAAAUAUUAAAACCAGCUGUAGUGUCUUGAAUACAAUUGAAUUUUGCAGGAGUGUCCACAAAUGUUGUGGCUGGAUGGCCUGGUUCAACUCAUGAUAGCUAUAUUUUCCGGACGUCUGCCAUAGGGAGUAACCUUGAAGGGACUGGUCUCACAGAUGGUGUGCUACACGGGUAUAGUGGCUAUGCAUGCUCUCCAUUCCUCGUGACUCCAUACCUCAACCCCAAAAGACCUUAGGAGGAGCAUUUCAACAGAGCAAACAAUUCCAUAUGCUAUAGUCAGACUUGAGGAUGGCUCCUGACAGGGUAUGCAGCACAAUUGUAGCUUACUGCAUUUUACACAACCUCGCUGUCAACUUAAGGGAACCAGAGUCAGAGGACUUUGACAUGGAUGGUGAAGAGUGUGCUGCUGACCUUCACACCCAGUACCAUGGCUGAGAAACCGGUAAUGUUGUUACAGAACACGCUGCUUAAAACCUUUUUAAAUUUCUACACUGGGAGCUGAAACUCAAACAUACACUUAAUUGCAAUAAUGUUGACACGUACUGUAAAUGGCG
Molecule: messenger RNA, 1811 nt
Organism: Pocillopora meandrina
Lineage: Eukaryota; Metazoa; Cnidaria; Anthozoa; Scleractinia; Pocilloporidae
Source: the annotation of a GenBank genome assembly